UUUCCGAAUUUCUUUAAAUUGGUGAUCGUAAUGAUAGUGAUAAUUUAACGCACUCUUAGAAGAAUCAAAUUUUUCGCAAUGAAUUGGCGGAGUUUUAUUGUUACUUUAUUAGUGUGGUCAAUACAAAUUCUUCAAUUAAAUGGCACUGGAAUUAAAAACCUAAGCAGAACAAGAGACUCUUUUAGAGCAGUACAAGUACCCAAACAGUUUUAUGAUGCUAUCGAAAAAGCAGAUUUUAGUAAACAUAGUUUACAAAAUAAAUUAGAGCAUUUCCUCGAAAAACUUCAAAAAAACUUUACCAUAUCGGCUGUAUUGAGUGACUCCGAAGAUAUUAUCACAAGUGAAAGAAACUAUGUCUACAAGAUACGAGAGCUAUCAACCUUCUUUUAUGAAGCUUCUUUUUCUUUCCAACAAUUUUCUUCUGAUAUCAAAACUUUUUAUGAAACAUCAAAAAAUGCAAGCUACGCACUUUUGUUUAAACUACGUCAAGUCCCAACAGGUCAACCAACUCUAGUAAAGGUUUUACUCACAAACUAUUUUGCGGAAAUAGAAUUCUUUCAUGUGUUGUUUUCAGAAAUUAUAGAUGAGGCUAUGGAAUAUAGUACUGAAUCCCUAAAACGUAUUCAAGAACUAUUUUUUUAUUAUGCUGAUACUCAAAAUAAUAUUCUAGAAAAUUGGAAAUUGAAAACUAAUUCUGAAUGCUGCAAACUUUAUGUCAACUUUUUGCAGAAUCAGUCCUCUCAGAUUUUUAAAUGCGCUACUUUGGAUAAUCUUAAUAUAAUAUACGAUGUGUAUUCUGUAACGAAGCUUAACAUAAAAUACAUAAUAAGGCAACUUGAGUUUCGCAUACAACGAUUAUUCAAUUGUUUAAUGUAUAACAGCCUUAACCUACAAUGUAAGCUUCUUAAAAGCGCAGAGCAAGAUCUUAAAACCUUAUUUAGAAAUCUCGCAGAGCUGGACAUGUUCAUCGAUAUAAAAACUAAAAAAGGCAGAGCAGCGGCAUUAAGAUUUCGCCGAGGAAAUACAUGGAACAACAAUCAAAUUAAAUUGGAACCGAACCAGAACUACUGUCUUCCAAUUGGCUUUCCAAAUACUCAAAUGUCAACAGAAUUAAAAGAAUGUUUUUACUUUUUAGAUAAUAUAGUGUAACUGCAGUAAAUAUUAAAAUAAAUAAAAUUAUUUAAUGACUGUGCUA
Messenger RNA from Drosophila sechellia, 1195 nucleotides. RefSeq lists its product as uncharacterized. The record is from RefSeq and is a predicted model, not a curated record. The transcript has a single exon. NCBI's taxonomy places the organism in Eukaryota, Metazoa, Arthropoda, Insecta, Diptera, Drosophilidae. Bases 79 to 1149 code for a protein of 356 amino acids.